This is a messenger RNA of Heteronotia binoei (common prickly gecko), 1268 nucleotides long. Its product is annotated as reticulocalbin-1-like. The record is from RefSeq and is a predicted model, not a curated record. NCBI's taxonomy places the organism in Eukaryota, Metazoa, Chordata, Lepidosauria, Squamata, Gekkonidae. Gene Ontology annotation, cellular component: endoplasmic reticulum. Gene Ontology annotation, molecular function: calcium ion binding. Bases 187 to 1167 code for a protein of 326 amino acids. The transcript has 7 exons.
CCAAUCCACAUUAGGUCAUUCAUGUGCAUUCCUAAUUGGAGGCUUUCCCAGCCGGUAUUCUGCAAUGGGGGGGUGAAUCUUUUUGGGGGGGCGAGUUGAGAGAGCCCUGAGUUCCGCCGGUGCUGCUGCGCGGGAGGUUAUAGCGAACGAACACUUUUGCAGAGUCUGCGUUGCCCGGACAAGAGAAUGGGCUUCAAAGCCCCGUGCAGCUACUUCUCGGCGUUGCUGCUGCUGCUUUGCCUCCGGGGGUCCCGUGGCGUUCCUACUUUCAGGAAGGAGAGGGGAGUUCAUCCUGACCCCGAGCUCAGCAAUCAGCAGCACGAAGAUAAUCAGAGCUUCCAGUAUGACCAUGAGGCCUUCCUGGGCAAAGAGGAAGCCAAGUCUUUCGAUCAGCUCACCCCAGAGGAAAGCAAAGAAAGAUUGGGGAAAAUUGUUGAUCGAAUUGACGAUAACAAAGAUGGCCUUGUCACAACAGAGGAACUGAAAAACUGGAUCAAACGGGUGCAGAAACGCUACAUCUUUGAAAAUGUAGCUAAAGUCUGGAGGGAUUAUGACCUCAACAAAGACAAUAAAAUUUCCUGGGAAGAAUACAAGCAAGCCACGUAUGGCUAUUACCUAGAAAAUCAAGAAGAAUUUCAAGAUGCCACAGAUCAGCACAGUUUUAAAAAAAUGCUUCCCAGGGAUGAAAGAAGAUUCAAAACAGCUGACCUGGAUGGCGAUUUAGCAGCCACUCGGGAGGAGUUCACAGCUUUUCUUCACCCAGAGGAGUUUGAGCACAUGAAAGACAUUGUUGUUCUAGAAACAUUGGAGGACAUAGACAAAAAUAAAGAUGGCUUUGUGGACCAAGAUGAAUACAUUGCUGAUAUGUUUGCACAUGAAGAUGGUGGUCCAGAACCUGACUGGGUAAUAACUGAGCGUGAACAAUUUGCGGAUUUUCGUGAUCUAAACAAGGAUGGGAAGAUGGAUAAAGAAGAAAUUCAGCACUGGAUCCUUCCACAAGACUAUGAUCAUGCUCAAGCUGAAGCCAGGCACUUAGUCUAUGAAUCAGAUGUUGACAAGGAUCAAAUGUUAACCAAAGAAGAGAUCCUAGACAACUGGAACAUGUUUGUUGGAAGCCAAGCUACAAAUUAUGGUGAAGAUCUCACAAAAAACCAUGAUGAGCUAUGAUAUUCUUUGGAAAGCAAAUAGAGCAAAGCCUUAGGGCUGGUUUUCUGUACAUUUCCAAAGUAACUGGUUGUGUAUGUUACCUGAUUUUUUCCCAAGUAUUC